Molecule: messenger RNA, 525 nt
Organism: Aspergillus niger
Lineage: Eukaryota; Fungi; Ascomycota; Eurotiomycetes; Eurotiales; Aspergillaceae
Exons: 1
Source: RefSeq, a predicted model, not a curated record
UUUCAUCACUAUUUAGACUCCAAACUUGCUAGCAGCUUCGCGGAGGGUGAAACAACAUUCCAGCUGGACGAGUUCUACACGGAAAUUGUGGAUGAUCCAGCAUUCAGCAAAGCUGUAAUGAAGAUUAUAGUCAAAGCCUUUACCACCGAGACCUCACGCUUGCGAAACAUUCUUAGAGUUACCGGCGGCGGCAGUGAGACGAAGAAUGAUGGCGAGCCUUCGUGUGAACAAUCGUUUGCAGUACCCCAAUCUGAGCCUACCGAAGGACACGACAGAGGAAAAUGUCUUGAAGUACCGCCCAAAGCACAUAAAACUGCAAAUAACUCAUCUUCAUCCGCUUCUGAUCGGAACCGUCCGUGUGGUGAGCCUGCGGUCGAGCUCCUUCCAGUUGACUGCGAAGAGGCCAACCCAGAAGUUCCCUACACUCACGAAGAUAGUGAUAAUUGGGAUUGGGGAUUUCGGGGAUUAGACAAGAAAAAGAAGAACAAGAAGAGGCCAUCUAAGCAGCAAGCUGAGUGUGACUGA